Messenger RNA from Parastagonospora nodorum SN15, 990 nucleotides. RefSeq lists its product as hypothetical. The transcript has 5 exons. NCBI's taxonomy places the organism in Eukaryota, Fungi, Ascomycota, Dothideomycetes, Pleosporales, Phaeosphaeriaceae. The coding region runs from base 1 to 990 and encodes 329 amino acids. The record is from RefSeq and is a predicted model, not a curated record.
AUGGCUGUGCUCGACGACGUCCCGGGCCUGGACGUGCAGAUUGCAGUAAACGGUGAAGUUCUCCGCGAACACCAGGACCGCGAUGCCAAGUUAUCUGAGAAGACCGUCGAGCGAUACGUUGAGGCUCAAUCCAACACGAACUUCGAGAUCCGAUAUGCGUUCAAGAAAGGCUUUCCGGCUGACAGACCUGUCUCCAUGAUCGUCACUAUCGAUGGCAAGGAUCUUGACGAGCCCAUCAUUCGUCCAUAUGAGUUGUUUGAAGCAAAAGGACACACGAGUCGCGGUCCGAUCUCCCAGCAGGGUGGGAAGUGGGUCGUCCAGCCGUAUUGCUUUGCACCCAUUGAUAUCAGAGAGUGCAGUACACCAGCUAUUUGCGACGUCCCCAAGACAAAACUGCAGACCGUUGGAAUCAUCACUUGCGGCUUCUACUUCCUCAAUAACCCUAAGCACAACACAAAGCUCCUUGGUGUGCACAAGAAGCUAGAUGUAUUGCCGCCUAUCAGCGAGAAGGCAAUCAAGGGAGAGGCUCUGUCUCAUCAAGCGAUCUUGGGCAAAACUGAGUGUACAGAGGAGGUGGAGUACUUCAACGCUGAUUACGCCGAUAAUGGAGAGCCUUUCGCAACAUUCCACUUCUACUAUCGCUCGCUCGCGGCACUGAAAGAUCUUCACAUCAUCGAGCGCACUCCCGACCCACUCGACCUUCUAGAAGGCGACGACACGCCAGUCGGUCAGAUGAACAGGGAGCAGCUCGAAGCCAUCGUUCGGCGUUUCAGGGAACGUGACGACACCCGACUGCGCAUGAAGCGCGAGCGCUCAUCCUCUGAGACUCUCGUCGGCGAUAGCGAUGAUAUUGGCGAUCGAUAUCAGCACAGCGAUCCGGAUCCAGACCUUCUCGAGCUUCGUGCGGUCGAUCUGAGAGCUGAGAGGAAGGCGAAGCGCGUGAGGCAAUUGCCGACGCCGGAGACGGAGGUCAUUGAGCUUGACGACUGA